Messenger RNA from Colletotrichum destructivum, 984 nucleotides. RefSeq lists its product as uncharacterized. The transcript has a single exon. The record is from RefSeq and is a predicted model, not a curated record. NCBI's taxonomy places the organism in Eukaryota, Fungi, Ascomycota, Sordariomycetes, Glomerellales, Glomerellaceae. Bases 1 to 984 code for a protein of 327 amino acids.
AUGGGCACUGCCGCCAGUUGUUCCACGGCCGCAUGUGCCCAGUUUUCCACAGGCACCGCUGACACCUCCAACACUGCAGACGACGCAGGCUAUUCGACAUGUAAACCCGAAGGAUUUCACGCAUCGGCCUACGGAGGCGAUAUAGUACCCAGCGCCCUUCAUUCGGCAGCAAAGAGCCCAGUCCUGGCCGAUUAUGAGCACAGCGCCCCUUGCUCUGAGCGACAAUCCCAGCACCAUCCUCAACCCUCCGGUCGACGAGAUGCCGACAAGAAGCGUCUCCCCAAGUCCCGCACGUUGACUGUCCUGUCCAACCUUACGGCCUCUCUUUCGAGGUCGUCGCUGGCCAGCUUCGCCGGAAGCGAGCGCAAAGCAUCCCAGCAUACCGUGUCGUCUCGCAAGACCAGCAGCUCUUCAACCUUUGCCUCCAAUGCGCCGACCAGAACUGCGACGCCAACGAGUCCCGAAGUCAAUCCGCUCAUCAUCACCACGGCUCAGCCCUCGGCGUACUGGUCGGGCCGUUUCUUAUCCUUGCAAGACCGCUUCCAAGGCGAAUCACUGCAGGAGAAGACGCUGUCCAUCUUUGUGGCCGCGCACGCAUCCAAGUCCACCAUUCUGGACCAGCAGCGAGAAGUCUACCAGCGUCGCGGCAACCUUCCCCUGAGCACGACCACCGCCCUCGACCGUUACGGCACCAACGCCGCCGUCCAGGAAGCUGAGCGUCUCUCGGACGAAGACAACCGGUGUCUGCGCAUCUUUCUACACCUCGACGCCCUUUGCGGCACCCCCGAAGCUCAGAAGAGCCUGCAUGUCUGGCAGGAGGCAUACGCGCGCCGUGCGGGACGCGAUGUUCUCUUGCCGCAAGGUGCAAGCGUGGAGAAGGGCUUCGUCGCACGUCUCUUUAGCGGGAGAAGCAGACGGAGUUUAGGAAGCUCUCGAUCGGGCAAGGAGACGAUGAAGGGCAAGCAGCUAUUGACUGCUUUCUAA